AGCGGAAUGCAAGCCAAGAUGGUUGGCUGCGGGUUAGCGAUUCGGUAUCCCGACACCCGUUCUUGUUCGCACGCUACCAGAACAAGUUUUUUUUUGCUUGUACACUAAAGCGCAAUAAUAAAUAUCCUAAAGACACUGUCAUUGAGAUUACCGUCCAAUCGCGUGUGGGAAAAAGUCUUACGAACAAUAACUCUUCCCCUCGCGUCGCGCUCUAUUCAUUUUUUUUUCUUGCUGUGCACGGAUGCGUGACGCGUAAAGUACCUACACUGUGGCUAACAGCAGUAUACACACGGCAGAAAAUAGUUCUCGUUCAACUUUCAUCCCGAGUAACAUGCGCUGCACUUCGUUUUCAAAUAACGCUAGUAUUUACUGAUAGUGCAGUACAAAAAUAAGCAGUUAUGUAUUUGUCUUUCGAUCAUCAAGAUAUUUUAGGAUUGUUCAAUUGUCACAGUUUCUCGUCAAUUGUGAAUAUAUAGAUAUAAACUUAGCGCUACUCGAGGAAUCAGCUGUGGGAGAUCGAAACUGACGUCUGGCUCAGACAAGUAAUCGAAUUAAUCAAUUACUGUGUGUUUUUGUGUGAUGGCGCAAGAUCAACGACCACGUUAAUCAAUUCAAGCUGAUUUGAAAAUUCGUUACGUGACUCCUCAUUCGACGGAGACACCGCUCGUCGUAGCUGGAAAGUAGAAUAGGAAGAGAGGAAGAAGUAAAAAUUCGAUUUAAAAAAUUGGACGCAGUAACAUGGUAUUUGGAUUGAAGAAUUUAGAGCAAAGUAGUGAACGAAAGUCCGUCCAUCCUCGCACAUAUCGUUACGAUGCUCCAAGCAGUCCGAUUGCUGACCGAACUGGCUCGACCGGCGGAAAACAAUCAUCAUAAUCACCCUCAUCACCAUCACCAUCAGCAUCAUCGUCGACGGGACAGCGAAGAAACGAUGGAUCCCGCAGCGGCGCAAAGUUCGUCCGCUUCUGUAGCCUCCGUAGCGAACGAGGGCUCGGUACAAUUUCGCGAAAUUUAUAAAAACGGUUGGCUCAGACGAACCGACAGAACUGACAAAGAGACUAAUCGUUUUUGGGUCGCAUUUUGUGUCCACGACGACACCGAACCCCGCCUCGAAGGCUUCGCCGAUCAGAAGCAAGCCACCACUCAUUCCCCCAUGUGGGCCCACUCGUUGCGCCACAUUCAACAUCUCUCACCGACGCUUUGCGCCACCCAACGACACGAUUACGAAUUUUGCGUCAAUUUCAACGACGAUCGCGUUCUACGAUUGGCCGCACCUACCUAUCAAGGAAUGCUCGAUUGGGUACAAUUAAUCACACGAAAAUUAACCGACAUGAAGGUUCUGCGACCAAAAGAAAAUCUUUAUUCGAAAGGACCCGAACGCAUCGCCACCAGAGAUCCGACCAGCCCCUUACCCCCUCCGCCACUUUCAACUGGAUCGUCAACGGUCCAGGCGACCCAACAAACGACGACGGUUGUCGCAGCUGUGACUAAUUCCCCACCGGCGAGUAGCAGCACCGUUCCAAGUACGUCGACGAGUAGUAACGUUCCAGUAGUUGCGACGAGCAGUGCGACGACGUACUUGAGUGAUUCGAGUACCUCCAGUCCGGGCCGUGAGGCAGGAACGAGCGUGGAGACAGCACCGAUGGUGUUUACGUUCGACGAUAUUUCGCUCGAAGAGAGACGAUCGGCGAGGCCAACGCAGGGUGGAAUUCAACGUGCUGCAGCGCCGCCGACUCCAAGCCCGAGAAUCGUGACGGCAGUUGCAGUAAGCGAGGAAACGAGCGCGAGUGAUUCAGGGUACGAGAGCAUUUUUAUGGCUUCGUCGUAUUCACCGACCGCUGAUUCGGCUCGUGCAGCACGUGAUACUCCACAAACCGGCAGCGAUUCCUCCAACGAAAGAUACGCUGCGUUAAUGGAAUACAGAAGUUCUUCGAGUAGCGCCGAGACGAAUCGAUCUCAACCAAAUCGGCCAACGAACAAUACGGUUGAACCUCGAUCCACCACUUCUGCUAAUCCUAAUACUCGUCGUCAACUUACACUUCGAGAACAACAAGUUUUUCAACUCAGACGAGAAAUGGCUCAUCCUGCCGGUGUGCGAUUGUUACUGGGCCGAAGAGACUGCAAAGAUAGUAUCGCGUUCGUCGAUACUUAUGGUGCCGUUUGGGUCGCAGGUUGGAAGCAGCGAGAACACCCUUUGCUCUACAAUGUUCUUCACGUGGGUGAUUUGGUCCUGAGUGUAGCUGGUAUAACGCCACUCAAUGCUACCGCCAUAAAAGAUAUACUGAAGGGUUGCACUACGCCACGUGUCGAGGUGAUUGUUCGUCGAUUACCUUACGCACGUGCCGUGACACUGACCAAGAGGAACGACAGCGAUGAGUUCGGCCUCGAGGUUAACGGCAACGAGGUUUCCGGUGUUUCCGGUGUCGCGCUCAGCAUGGGUUUACCACCACUGGCGACAGCAACCGAUCCAACAGCUCCUGCCGGCUCGAAUACCACGUGGACCCUGACCGAGAUAAAUGGCAAACCAUUGAACAUUUUUGACGGCGGUGCUUGCGAACGUUUUCGUGCUGUUGGCCGCGACAUUUCGAUCGUCAUACAACCGACCGAUCUUGUUUCUUCGUUGCGCAAAAAAUUACGCUCCAUGCGCAAUUACAAGAAUUUUGUCAUGCAGUGAGAGUGAAAAUUAUAACUUUAUUCUCGGCUUUUUGCCGUUCCCUUAUUAGCGUAAGAUUGUUACAAGGGAGUCUGAAAUUCAGAGCGAAUCGAACAAAAAGAUCCCGAUGGGAAAUCGAUCAAAUUGUUUAUUUCUUGGAUUUUUCCAAUUUGUUGAAUCGUUUUUUAAUCUUUUUUUAUCACGAAAAAAGGAAGUUUUCCACCUUGUUCUCGUCGGUUCCUUUUACUAUUCUCUUCUUUGGCAAGCUACUUGUUUCGGAAAAUAUCCAAGUCAUUUGUAGACCUAUUUUAUUUAUACAUUUAUAAAAAUCCCAAAAUACUUAGUGGAAAGUUGUUUUUUUCAUUGAUGUUCGCUGAAUCUUGGAGAAUGAGGAGCUUUGAAAAGUGUUAAACGAAAUCGUGGGCUAUUUCACAUUCCGAAAUAAAAGAUAAAUCAAUUCAUUCAAGCAUCACCGACAUUCCAACGUGAAUGUGAGUUGAAGCAAGUGUUUCGUAAUUUACAUGGACAAGCUACAACUAUUUCGCCACUAAUAUGAGGAUAAAUAUUUUUGAUAGUCUCGAUACCGUGCAGUAAUAACGAAAAAAAAUUUCGAUUAUUUUGGUAUCGACAACUCGCUUUGAGGCACUGUAUCCUCAAAAUCGUUUUUUAUACGAUAUUCCCAAGUUUCGCUUCGUCCAUUGAUCAUUAGUAGAUCAAAAGUGUACUGUAAAUUUUCAAAACAUUUGUUCUACAGCAAUACAUUAAUAAUGAGGCUCUCCGCUCGUUUUGCGACUCCGAGGGUGAAUUGAGCAGUUGCGAGAAACUCGAAACAGCUGCGUUGAGCUCUGUGGUUGUUCGGAUCGGAAGGGGUCUUAGAGGAACGUUAUUUUUUGAAAUUUUCGACUCCCUUGAAAGAAAAACCAUUUUUUAGCAGCUAAUAGAAAUUUCUACCAUGAAAUUUGUAAUGACUGAGAUUUAUCGGUACUAUUGUGUCAAUGCGUCCAAUUGAGGGCAGCUCGAAGGAUUAAUAAGUAUGAACUUUUAAACGAGAUUUUUGGUAAGGUCAUACCAAUUAUGUAAAUCUCGAACGAAUGUGUGACGUUAGUUGUGCAUGUGGAGAAAACGUUUUGACAAAAUGUUUAUGAGAAUUAUGGAGAAAGUAAGAGAGCAAAGCAUACUCUGUGAUAAUUUACAUACAUUGUAUAUCUGUAGAGAAGAGUAUACGUGUAGAAAGAAGAAACGUCAGUGUAUAUAGAUAUCGUACGUCUGUCCGUGUGUUCGUAUAAACUACACACGCACAAUUAUUAUUAUUAUUAUUAUUAUUAUUAUUAACGAUGAUAAUUAUCGAUAACAUUAUUGUUUUGGUGAAUAAAAGGACCAAUCGAUACUUCAUACGUACACACAA
Molecule: messenger RNA, 4055 nt
Organism: Venturia canescens
Lineage: Eukaryota; Metazoa; Arthropoda; Insecta; Hymenoptera; Ichneumonidae
Exons: 6
Coding region: 812-2671 (619 amino acids)
Cellular component (GO): plasma membrane; cytoplasm
Source: RefSeq, a predicted model, not a curated record